AUGUGGGACUCUUUGCCUUGCCUAGAGUUGCUUGGUGAGAUAUGGUAUAAACAGAAGUCCCCUAAGUUCUCAAGUAAAGAGACAUUGCUGGUACCAAAUGAUGACGGGGUGCCGAAGGCAUCGCUCUUGUCGAAUGAUGAUGGGGUGCCGAAGGCAUCGCUCUCGUCUAAUGAUGAUUGGGUGCCAAAGGCAUCGCUCUCAUCGAAGGAUGACGGGGUGCCGAAGGCAUCGCUCUCGUCUAAUGAUGACGGAGUGCCGAAGGCAUCGUGCCGAAUGAUGACGAGGUGCCGAAGGCAUCACUCACGUCGAAUGAUAACGGGGGUGCCGAAGGCAUCGCUCUCGUCGAAUGAUGACGGGGUGCCGAAGGCAUCAUGCUCGCCCAAUGAUAACGGAGUGCCGAAGGCAUCGCUCUGGCCGAAUGAUGACGAUGUGCCGAAGGCAUUGCUUUCGCCGAAUGAUGACGGGGUGCCGAAGGCAUCGCUCUCAUCGAAUGAUGAUGGGGUGCCGAAGGCAUCGCUCGUGCCGAAUGAUGACGGGGUGCCGAAGGCAUCAUGCUCGCCCAAUGAUAACGGAGUGCCGAAGGCAUCGCUCUCGCCGAAUGAUGACGGGGUGCCAAAGGCAUCGCUCGUGCCGAAUGAUGACGAGGUGCCGAAGGCAUCGCUCUCAUCGAAAGAUGACGGGGUACCGAAGGCAUCGCUCUCGUCGAAUGAUGACGGGGUGCCGAAGGCAUCAUGCUCGCCCAAUGAUAACGGAGUGCCGAAUGCAUCGCUCUCGCCGAAUGAUGAUGAGGUGCCGAAGGCAUCGCUUUCGCCGAAUGAUGACGGGGUGCCAAAGGCAUCGCUCUCGUCGAAUGACGAAGCUUGUAGAACAGACUUACCAAUGGUUAUUGCCGAUGGCUAA
This is a messenger RNA of Prunus dulcis (almond), 900 nucleotides long. RefSeq names its product collagen alpha-1(IV) chain-like. The transcript is spliced from 2 exons. Bases 1 to 900 code for a protein of 299 amino acids. The record is from RefSeq and is a predicted model, not a curated record. NCBI's taxonomy places the organism in Eukaryota, Viridiplantae, Streptophyta, Magnoliopsida, Rosales, Rosaceae.